Hippoglossus stenolepis (Pacific halibut) is the source of this 1397-nucleotide messenger RNA. RefSeq names its product phenazine biosynthesis-like domain-containing protein 1. Gene Ontology annotation, biological process: biosynthetic process. The coding region runs from base 521 to 1261 and encodes 246 amino acids. The transcript is spliced from 10 exons. The record is from RefSeq and is a predicted model, not a curated record. Gene Ontology annotation, molecular function: isomerase activity. Gene Ontology annotation, cellular component: cytoplasm. NCBI's taxonomy places the organism in Eukaryota, Metazoa, Chordata, Actinopteri, Pleuronectiformes, Pleuronectidae.
UUCACGUAGCACUUAGUUAGCCUAAGUUAGCCUGUCUUCUAAACCUUGUCUCAAAGUAGGUUUAAGCUUCACAAACGUGUCCACGUCGUUACAUAUUCUUUCAUGCAGUUGCUUCUGUGACGGUCGCCACAGGAGAACAUUAGUCGGCCUGGAUACAGGGUUAGCUCGUGAUGCUAACGCGUCGCUGCCGCUGUCAGUCUGCUGACAGGCUACCGUUAGCCUGGCACCAGCAGUGGUCAGCAGCUAGCAGCUAGCAGCUAACGGUAGGACACCGACAGCGGUCAAACGAAACGAGACAAACUAGUUCACUUCUUGACGGUCGUGCGCUGUCACCGGCCACAGAUAUAAUGUAACCACACGUCAGCUGAACAAAACGGUGGAGGUGUCUCACAGUCGCCUCUUGUCCCCGGUGUCCCCCUGCUCCUGUCUCCUCCUGCUCCUGUCCUGAGCCUCAGGUGACACCGCCCACACGACCGCUCAGGAGCUGAGUGAUGAGUUGUAUCAGAAGAUAGCAGCAGAGAUGAACCUGUCAGAAACUGUUUUCAUCACCACGAUCAACCCCUCUGACACUUUCUCCACAGGAUCAAGGUUCCGUCUCAGAUGGUUUACACCGACCACUGAAGUGAAUCUGUGUGGUCACGCUACUCUGGCCUCCGCUGCAGUGCUGUUCCAGCAUAAGAAGAAUGUGAAUCCUGUACUGGUGUUUGAGACCAGGAGUGGAGAUCUGGCGGUCACCAAGCAGAGCAAGGGCUACGUCAUGGACUUUCCUCUCAACCCGCCCACCCAGGAGGAUCCUAGUGAGUUCAGAGACAUCAUCAAGGCAGCAGUUGGAAACCACCCAGUUCAGGAUGUUUAUCUGAGCGACAACACUAAGAAACUGAUGGUUCGACUGGCUGACAGCUGUGACAGGUCAGUGUUAACCAGUCUGAAAGUCGACCCCGUCACUCUUCAGAGAAGUGAGAAGAGUGGAAGAGUCAAAGGACUCAUUCUCACCAUGAAAGGGUCUCCAGACUGCCAGCCAGGAUACGACUUCUACUCCAGAUACUUUGCUCCAUGGAAUGGAAUCCCAGAGGAUCCCGUCACAGGUUCUGCUCACACCGUCCUCGGUAGCUACUGGUCUAAGAAACUGGGGAAGAAGAAAAUGCUGGCGUACCAGUGCUCCAGUCGAGGUGGGGAGCUGGAACUGGAAGUGAGAGACGAUGGGAGAAUCAACAUCGCUGGACAAACUGUCACUAUUCUGCAGGGAACCAUCACACUGUAGUUACACACUCACACUCAAGCAAAGAGGGUUUGAGAUGCUGAAACAGUCAACUUGUUCCUGAGAGUAGAAGAGGACACGGGCAACAAAAUACAAGAAAGAAACAUCAUACACUUUGUUAGGAUUUGUAUUAUUUAUU